Molecule: messenger RNA, 9608 nt
Organism: Orcinus orca (killer whale)
Lineage: Eukaryota; Metazoa; Chordata; Mammalia; Artiodactyla; Delphinidae
Gene: PROK2
Product: prokineticin 2
Exons: 6
Coding region: 27-731 (234 amino acids)
Source: RefSeq, a predicted model, not a curated record
GGAGGGUGUCCCCGACCACAAAAGCCAUGCGGGCGCGUGCGGAAGGCUGCGGCGGGCGCUGCCUGCGUGGCGCCCGGGGCGGGGGCGCGGGGGCCCGCGGCAGCACGUGCGCGGUGAGGACGUGGGCCGGGCCGGGCCGGGCCGGGUGGGCGCGGGAGGUGUGCCCGCGCCGUGGCCCCCGCGCGUGCGGCUGCCCGGGUGGCGGUGUGAGUCACUGCGGAGUUUGUCUUUAUAGCCGCCGGCAGGCUCGCGUGAGACGCCGGCCCGCCAGCCAGCCGCUCCGCGAUCCAACCCGCGCGCCCCCAACGGCCCCCCAACCGCCGCCCAGGCCCGAGGGCGCCAUGAGUAGCCCGCGCUGCGCCCCGCUGCUGCUCCUGCUGCUGCUGCCGCCGCUGCUGCUCAAGUCCCCCGCGGGGGACGCCGCCGUCAUCACCGGGGCCUGCGACAAGGACCCCCAGUGUGGUGGAGGCAUGUGCUGUGCUGUUAGUAUCUGGGUUAAGAGCAUACGGAUUUGCACACCGAUGGGCAAAGUGGGAGACAGCUGCCAUCCGCUGACUCGUAAAAACCAUUUUGGAAAUGGAAGGCAGGAAAGAAGAAAGAGGAAGAGAAGAAAAAGGAAAAAGGAGGUUCCAUUUUUUGGACGGAGAAUGCAUCACACGUGUCCAUGCCUGCCCGGCUUAGCCUGUUCACGGACUUCGUUUAACCGAUAUACUUGUUUAGCCCGAAAGUAACCACUUUAGAGGAGAAACUUUAAAUGUGAACAGCCACACGAUGUCCGUAAAGUCUGUUUACCUGUGAUUGUGCCAAACAAUUAAUAUGCCAGAAAGAAAUGCUAUUGCUUCCUCAACUUUCCAAGUAACGUUUUCCUCUUUGAUUUUUUUUUUUUUUUUUUUUUUUUUUUGCGGUACGCGGGCCUCUCACUGUUGUGGCCUCUCCCGUUGCGGAGCGCAGGCUCAGCGGCCAUGGCUUACGGGCCCAGGCGCUCCACAGCAUGUGGGAUCUUCCCGGACCGGGGCUCGAACCCGUGUCCCCUGCAUCGGCAGGCGGACUCUCAACCACUGCGCCACCAGGGAAGCCCUCCUCUUUGAUUUUUAAUUGAUGUGUUACUUUUCUUUUUUUUUUUAAUCGAAAGCGGAUUUAUGUUUUGAAUAGAAAUGUAAAGUGCAAGGCAUUAUGGAGCCAGUUCUCAUUCAUUUCCCUGUUUGUGUUUUGGUGUGGCUUUUUUUAAUGCCAAUAACUUCUCCAUUUUCACAGAAGUGUGGAGAAUAGGAAUUUGAUAUUUUGGUACAGAAACUUUCUUUUUCUUAAAACACCCCCUGCCCCACUGUGUGCACACACAUGCACGCACACGCACGCGCGCGCGCGCGCACACACACACACACACACACACACACACACACACACCUUGGUCUCUUUCCCUCACUCCUCAGUGAGUUUUAAGACUCUCAUUUUAUUGUUUGGCAUUUCCCUCUGAGCCUCUAAGCAUUUUAAAGUGGGGAUCCACAUCCUUGAGCUUCCUGGCAGAAUCACUGAUGAGAAUCAAGCUUUUUGCCUGAUACUUAAACAGCGAAAAGAAUGUGUAGUUGAACUAGACCCCCCAAACUUCUCUUAUAUGGAGUGGAGGCAGGGGUGCUUCUGAACUUUAACUGAACCUGCUUAUGCAAGUGGGUUUCAGGUCUGCAGUUUGACUAGUAUGAGGACAAAAAGAAUGGAAGUCAAAUUAAUUUAGUCCAGAUUCCUAGAUUUGGGAUUUUUUUAAAAGAAUUUUCCAGUAUAAUAUUACAUUUAUUUCUUUUCCUUUUUAUAAAGUUGCUUUUUUUUUUUUAACGAAAGUCUCCUAGUUAGAGAUGUUCUAGAAAAUGUCACUCGAAGAGGAAGUAUUGAUUUUAAUCUGGCUUAACACUAGUUAUCAUUUUUAAAUCGGUAUUAAGUUGUCAUUUAAACUUUAUUUGUAACCCAAAGGUCUGUUGUAAUGGAUUGCCUGACAUCCCGUCAUUUGUACCUGUAUCAAUAUUGCUGUGUAAAAAUUCUGUAUCAGAAUAAUGAUGGUACUAUAUAUCAUUUGAUUUAUUUUUAAUAUCAUAUGCUUAUUUUUGUCACAGCUGUCAGUUGGUAUUACAAGCGGAUUUCUAUAUAGCCCACGUUCUAAAAUGGGUAAAGACUCCGAAGUCGGUAAUAUAGCACUAACAGUGUGUAAGUUUUCAUCUUAUGUACUGGAAGGUUCUGUUUGCAUGAGUUUUAAGGUAGUAUAAAAAUAAUGUGUUAAAUCAGUGAGGUUUUGGAGCAUGAAGGAAAAUUAUGACAUGCAAAACUGACUGUGAUCAGGAAUGGACUCACAGGACUUCACUGUCUUGAUUCAGCAAAUAGUAACAGGGUGUCGAUCAUGGGUGGUUAGGCAGGGUGCUAGGUGCUGGCCGUACAGCGAUGCCAGUGUAGCCUGGCCUUGAAAAACCCACCAAGUGUUGUAAAUGGAUUCAACGUUGCAAAUAAACAACUUCUGGAAUGUGUUUAACUGACUAAAGUGGCUGUGCUAACCCACUAACAGUUGCAAAAAAAAAAUUGUCCAUUUUGUAAUUAUUUAUUCAUCCAGGGCUUACAAAUGCACAUUAUGUGUAACUUUACCUCUGGAGUAACGUGUCCCAUAAGUGUAUGGGAUUUUGCUGUACUAAGUACCAUACUUGGUCCUAGAAGGAUUAAUUUUGGUUCAGUUUAGUUUGGGUUCAAGAAACAUUCCUUAGUCAGUUUGUUGGAUAAGAAAAAUAGACUUCAAGUGGAAUUAUGGGUAAUUUUGCUCAAUGCUCUUUUUCUAUAACGUUCAACAUGUCCUUUUUCAUAAGUGGUGAAAAUUUGAUUGGGUCCAUCGUCCGUUUCCCCCCAGGUUAAAAGACUUAUAACUUUUAUAAAAUUUUGCUUUUAUAUAUAUCAACUUAAUAUUUUAAAUCGCUACCUAAAAACUUAGACUGCAUGUACACAGCCAAGAGAACAAAUGUGAAGCUUGUGUAGAAAACUUAGAACUGUACCUACUGACUCACUACGAUCCAAAGAAAAACAGAACUUUGUCAUUUGUUACCUCUCUCCAUCGUUAUUAUUUUUACUGAGGAGUGUACCCUUCUAUUUGGUUAUUAUUUUUUAACUUGUUACCAAAGUUAGCACCUAUCAAACCAUUGUUUCAAAAACCUUGUGAUCAUGCUUCAUGGAGAGCCUUUAAAAUAAUUCUGUGCAAAGCACACAAAGUCUUGGGCUAUAAAGAUGGUGGUGCUGUUUCUUCCAGUCCCUGGGACAGUCUCUCACUGAAGCUGGAACUUCGUAGGCCAGAAUUUCUGAAAGUAAGGUAAAGUGAGAAUUUAUGCAAGAAAACUUAAGUCAACUAUCUAGUCUGAUAUAAAUAUUGUGAAUGGAUUCCAUCCUUUCUAAGGUAGAAAUAGACCUUAUGCCAGCAGCUACUGACCAAACUCAAAUGGACCUUUGGAUUUCUUGGCAAACAUUGAUUUUCAUGAAAACUGUCAUGUCUGACUUGAGCCUUUUUUUAAGAGCAGCAUUUUUUUUAACUGUAGAAAAGUGUGUGCCAAAACUGUGCCCUUACAAACCCGGUUAUCUAACUGAAAACCUUCAUCCUUCCCAGCAUAUCCCUGUGUCUUUUGUUUUACCAAACCAGACCAGUGAUAGGUGAAACACAUAAACAGACUUUACCCAUCACUGGUUCUGUUAUCAGAAAUCUCACCCGACUCUUUCCUCACUUCAUUUUUCACAAGAUUAUAAAGUCAGGCACCAUUUUAAUGGUUUUCACAAGUGGUGUUUUCUCACAUGACUGGGAACAGGCCUGUUCCCUAGAGACAGUACUGAGGCUGGCAUGAGUGUGUGUGGUUCAUUCUUCAAAGCAAACAAGCAAAACAAUAACUUCUUAUGGAAAUUUUUAAACAUCAACAAAACUAAACCAGAUUGUGUGAGGAAGCCUCUGUCUCCAUCAUGCAGCUUUUUAUCAAUAAUUAUCUCCAUGCCAGUCUUGUUUCACCUCUACCCACCUCCCGCCCCACCCUCAAACCUUCACCUCUCCUGUCUUGUCUCGAAUCAAAUCAGUUUCAUCCCUUCUCCAUAGGGUCCACUGUGAGAUGGACAGGCACAGCCUUGUGUGUUGGUAGUAACAUCAAUCCUUCUUUUAUGAUGGCUCUCUGCUUAGAUGUUGCCAAGGCCCUUUCACUGAUCAGCCUGUCCUCCUAAACAUUUCCUCUUAAGAUAUAUUUUUGAAAUCUCAAGUUGGAGUUCAAAAUGGAGGAGCAAAAUAUUUUCAGACCCAGGAAGUGCAUAUAUGAAUGAAUAUUUACUCUUGUAUAAAAUUUUAAAAGAAAAUAUUUGCUGCUCAAAGUAAGAAAUUUUCACAGUAAUAUUGCUAACUAUGUAUUGUGAUUGGGUUCUGGGAGUUAAAUGUUGUCUGCUAUCGUUAGUCCGUUGGACAACUGAUGUUAAAUAUUCCCUGUUAAUUCUCCUGGAUUCGGUUAGGGAGGGGGAAAAUCCCUGAAUGGAAGGUAUGGCUGGUAGACUCCAAUUGUCUUCCACAAUUCAUUCAUCCAUUCUCAAAUUCUCUCUCUCCCCCGCCCCUCCCCCGUCCCUCUCUCUUUUCUCUCUUUCCUCCCUCCCCCCUCCUCCCUCCUUUCUCCCUUCUUUCUCUCCCUCCCCUUGCCCCUCCCCCAAGAGGUUUUACCUGGGUACCGGGUCACUCAUCUGGACAUCUAGAGACUGCAUUUACCAGCAACCCUUAGCCAGAUGUGACUUAGCAGUGGAGCGUGGGCAGAAGUGAUAUGCCUCACAGCCUUAAAAGUAAAUUGCACUCCCCUUCCUCUCCAGCAGGGAGAUGCAGCAAUGAGUCUGGCUCCUUUGGACCCAGAGAGUGAAGGUAGGGCUAACCCACCAGUGGGUCACUGAACGACUUCCUGAAGCAGUCACCCAGCAGCCCAGAGAAGCAGUUCAGCCACUCCGAUUCGAGGGCUCUGUUCAAACACUUCCGCUUCUCCCCUAAUCAAUAUGAACGGAAUCGUUUUUUCAAAAGUGCAUCAUUUGGUUAAUACCUCUUGCUGUGAUCUUAAAAACUUUGUUCUGGUGUUCUUGCACAGUGAGUGGUUGCCCUGCAGAAGGUGGACUCAACCCCCAACCCCCCAAAUUGGUUUGGAUGUUGGGACAGAUGCUGCCACACACACUGGAAAGACGUGACAACAUUGAUGACUCACGUCGUGGGAUUUUCUGGUUCCAACACAGGUUCUAACCGAAAAACAGUGUGUGCUUCUCAGAUAUCACAUCCUGGCAGAAAGCAAGAUUUUCAUCCCAGAAAGCUACGCAGACUGGCAUAACUCAGAGCCAGGUUAAUCUGACAGUUAACAGCCGGCUGAAUGAUCUGAUAACUGGAAAUGUGAAUUGAAUUAAAUAAGCCUAAUUUUAAAAAAUUUGUGACUACAGUUCCAGCAUAUCAGGCAUAUCUGUCAAGGGAGUGGAGAGGAUGGAAUUGUUUUAAGUAUUGUUGCAGUUAAUUGUUGCUUCAAAUAACAGGCUUUCUGAAUAUCAGUGCCUGAAGCAAUAGCAGUUUUUAUUUCAAGACCAGAAAUCUAAAAUCUAGAGAUAUGAGGUUGCAUGUUUGGGUAAGUAGAUCAACAAUGUUAAAACAGAUGUCUGCUCUUUUUAUCUUUCUGGUCUGCUAUUUUCACCAUGUUGACAGUAUCUCUUCUCAUGGUUGCAAGAUGGCUGCUGUGGCUCCAAGCAUUACAGCCUCAUCAAAAAUAUCCCAAAAGGAAGGAAAAGGGAGGGGAAGAGGGCUCUGUUCUUAGGCUGAGGUAGAUCCCAAAAGUCUUGUCCAAGUUGGAGAAAAAGCCUAAAGAACCCCGUGGACUCAGAUCAAGUUUGCUUUUAAUUUUGUUUACUCGAGAAACAGCUAAUAAACAAUGCAAAGGAUAAUGAUAUGGGUCUAGAAUAUGGAUGGGUGGAGACAGUUUCCCAUUACCUCCUUUGCCCCUCACAGAGGGGGUCUUGAAGUCCAGUGGUCUUGGAGGGUCACACAGAGUGGCACGUCUACCAGGUGAAUGGAGAACAGUGUUUUGAGUCCACUGCAUUUUACAACCUCAGCCAUCUCAGUUCACGGACAACUUGAAAUGCCAGUAAGCCUGCUACUCAGCCCACCGUGGCACUCAGAUCUAAUGACUGUGUUUGGAGACUUGGAAAUUUUUCAGGACCUGCAUGGGGACAAUCUCCCCUUCUCUGUAGAGAUUAGUUCACCCUUUAUGUCUAGGAGUUCAGCCUGUAUGUUUGAAAGCUUAACAGCGGUUGAGUUGGGAAAAGAGGAAGUAAGGACUUUGGACGCAAGAAACAACGCAGAAAAGCCAUGUUGGUGUGACCCAGUAUGGUCUGUUCAGGGCACUGCCAGUGACUUGCAGUGACUGGAGCACAGAGCCUGAGUAGGGAGUGGGAGGAUGUGAGACCAGCGCGGGAGCCAGGAGCCCAGGUGUGCACCGUGCGAGCCCAGCAGAGGGGUGACUGGGCCAAGAAGGCCUUCCAGAAGUCUUGGAUCUGAGUCCAGCACAAACCUGAUAUUCAGCUAAGACCCAGGGGUACAGCUGUACAGGUUAGUUAUGCCCGUGUCAUCCCAGUUAUUACAUAUUGUGAAUAUUGCCUCUGCUCUAGAGGAGGUGGUGAGGGAGUCCCCAGGCAGAGGAGGGGGACGGGCUUUCUAGGGAGAGCUUAUACAAAGGUAACCAGAGAAGGGAGAGGUGGAAAUAUAAGGGGAAGAUGAGGCCAGGGUGGUGGAGGGGCCGGACCAUAAAAGGCCUUCUGUGGCAAACCAGAAUUUUGCACUUGUAUGGGUCAUGGAAAGACACUGAAGGGUAGAACCAAUCUUGCCAACCCAACGAUCCAUCCUGACUCAGCCCCAGGACCUGGGACCCUGUUACCUCUUAGGGGCAGGGCGUUUGAAAAUGUAGAUGGCUGAUGGCGAGCCCAAAGCCUUGGCAGAAAUGAUUGUGUUGUAUUUUCUUUCUUUCAAAAAGAGGGAGAAAGAAAGGAAGAAAGAGAGAGGGAAGGAAGAAAAUAGAGGAGGAAAGGAGGGAGAGAAGGAAUAAGAGAGGGAGGAAGGGAAGAAAGAAGAGGAAAAAGGGAAGAAAGGAAAAGGAAAGAAAAAAGGAAAGGUAGAAACCAACAUGGCAAGACUGACAAGGUCUGGCAAGGCUGAAUGGUGCGUAUGGAGGUUAUUCUUCAUCAUUAUGGUUAUUGACUUGUUAUUCGCCUCCCCACUUUGAGAUAUUUCAAUUUGUAAAAAAUGAACAUGGUCAGGUGGAAAUCUAAAAGUAGAUGUAAGUCUUUCUGCAAAGCGAUUUGACAUAUGGUGUCAAAAGACCUAAAGAUGCUCAUUUUUGACCCAAUAAUUCCAUGCCAGGACAUGCACAGAUUUAUAGACAAGCAAUCUAUUUUCUUUUGCUUCAAGUAUAGACAUAACCCAUUAAUUUCACCUGGGGAGGAGUGGCGGAGGAGUUGUGCUAAAUUAACUUGUCAAUGACAGAAAAUGAGCUAUUUUAAUGGAAGUCUUCCCCAAAUACAUUGUUCCUGUCCUGGUACAAGAAGUAGAGUAUUCUGAAAUACAAGUAACCUUCUCUUGAUGAUUCUUUAUUAAUAUAAUUAACAAUCAAAGUACAGGCUAAUAAAUUCAGUGAUGAAAGUAGCUGUUGAGGUGCAAGGGGAGUUUUGCUCCUGCACAGUAUUCCUCUGGACAGCUAGUUCCUCUGCAUCUCUUGGUUCUUCUUUUUCCUUUACAGUUGGCCGUCAUUUCUCAUUACUUGUCACUUGAAUUCUCAUUAGAAAUCUCCCAUCCAGUCAGAACAAAGCAAAACAAAAUACAGGAGUUAGCCCUGACAGCCUAGUUCCUAUGCCAUGGCAGGUGCUACAAAUUCUGACCAUCACAUAGGCUUAGUGACUUCUGUUUUUUGAACCUGGAUCACUUGUGGCUGGUGGGGGGAUGUUGGAUGAGGAGAGAUUUACUUCCUUGGCCUGUCUUUAGAUAAGCUAAGAUUUCUGAUGAGUGGCCCUUGGAUAAUUAAUGUCUACCCGGUCGUAUGAUCUGGGGAGAAACAGGCUGAUAGUUACUCAUACUUUCCAAAUAGGAGACUGUCUGCAUAGACUGAUUGACAUUUACGGACAAAAUAAAAUAAUGCUGACCAUUCUCCUGCAAUAAAUUGGCCACACCCUCUUAUUAUGACUUAUCCAUCUUGGACUGAAUAUUUAAUAGUUUAUAUUAUGUGCAACUCAAAUUUCAAUAUAUUUACUGUACCCACUUUAAUUAUUUUAUCAAAAUGGUUACUUUGCUUACAUUCAUGUUUUCUAUGUUCAUAAAAAAGUUUUGAAGCAGUAUAUAUAUAUAUACUGCUUCUUCCCUUGAAGAGAAGAUCUGCAGAUUUUUUAUCUUGCAUUUUAAGUUAACAAGCCUCCAAAUGUCUUAGAAAUUAUGGUCAGCCAAACAGCAUGCACUAAAAGGAUAAUAAAAACAUGAGUACCUUACUUAGACGCAUAUUACCACCUGUCACAGUCUCAAACAACAACAGGAACAAAAACCCACUCCAGAAUGAAAAUACUGGUAUAUUUAUAUAAUGCAAAGAGAAAUACAGAUAUAAAUCCUCAAAACGGAAGGUACGUUAAUAAAAAUGUAGCAUUAUAAGCGAAAAAAUACAGUACUUGCAGAAUUUAGUCUUUCAACUUAAGGUUACAACGUGUCUAACAAAGAAAUAGUACUUAAAAUUAUAGUUCUCAUUAUUAAUUUAAAAUAACCAUCAGGAGAACAGCACAGCUUAACCUAGCAAACAUUUUAAGGAAAUGCUUUGUCUCAUAGAAGAGUAUCAUUAUAUUCCAUCCAUUUAUACCAUGAACAAGAGAAUAACAAUUUUCAGAGUGGCAAUUAGUUUCAUAAGACAGAAUAAAACUGGGCUCUUCAAAGCACAAACUGUUCCCCUAAAAUUAUUUUAAUUUUUAUUGGCAAAAAAUACCUAAACAGUUUUGAUUUAGCACUCUGCUUGUCUCUGAGCCCUCCCAAUCCGUGAACCACAAUCAGUACAUACAAAAACAUGCAAUACUGUAUUUUCUCCACACCAUUACUAACCAAAACACUUUUUACUCUUUUGAAAGGUACAGUUUUACAGAAAUGUUUCCACUCAAGAUUGGUAUGAUACAAAGAGCAGUUGUCGCUGACGGGCAUUUCCUAGUAGUAUAAAGCAAGGUAGGAAACAAAUCUUGUGUUGUUACUGAUUAAAAAUGACUGCCUUGCUACUCGUUCCCAUUUCUGCUCUUUAACUUCAAUAUCAAUACUGAACAAAAUUCUCAACGCCUUCAAAGAACCACAGCAGUCCAACUGACCCCACCGAUGGCAAUUCAGAGGGAACUUGAGACCACUUUCCCUCUUUCUCCUGCUGCCAACAGAAGACCCUCAAGAAAUCAAACUUGUGAAGUCCCCCUGGGUUCCUCUACCUCAAUGCAAAAUGCCACUUGAGGUUGUCAAAAAUAGCUUCUGUAGAAAACUGGCCAUGGUCUUUAGGAAAGGUUGCAUGAAAAAAAUUAGUUUAGCCUUUAUUGAAAAGAAAAAAAAAAGA